This is a messenger RNA of Pecten maximus, 3686 nucleotides long. RefSeq names its product tumor necrosis factor ligand superfamily member 6-like. Bases 189 to 1196 code for a protein of 335 amino acids. Gene Ontology annotation, molecular function: tumor necrosis factor receptor binding. The transcript is spliced from 5 exons. Gene Ontology annotation, biological process: immune response. The record is from RefSeq and is a predicted model, not a curated record. Gene Ontology annotation, cellular component: membrane. Lineage: Eukaryota; Metazoa; Mollusca; Bivalvia; Pectinida; Pectinidae.
CUACUGACAGUGGAUAGAGGAUAUAUUUAACACUAAUGAGUCAUUCCGGAUUGAACCGGGUUUUCUGAAGGAAAUUUAAUAUAACUAUCUUACAAGAGAACCGAAAAGGAUAUAUCUACUUCUUCAGAGGCCAUAACAUUGGAAAGCUACAAGGUGUCGACACCACAGCUUGCGACCUUUGACUUGAAAUGGAGCCCUGCCCAAGCAUGCAGUCCAUCCAGUCGACGGCUUCAUCUUCAGUUCUAGUACCAGACGUUAUGCAGCAUCAACAUAAAAAUGGCGACGUUCGUCGCGGGGAUAUGGAAUGCGCGCACGUGCCAAACAAUGCCUUUUCCACUCCGAGACGAGUCCUCCUCCUUGCCUCCGCUGCCGUGGUCGUACUCCUAGUAUUACUGACCAGUUUGGUCAUAAUCUUAUUUAUCCAAGUGACCAAUCUUAAGAGUACUCUCAAUUCGGAAAUUUCCGCGCACGCCAAGGAUUUUGGAGAAGUGUGCCUCCCGUGUGGAGAGCUCCAGUUGGGACCGUUUGAAGAGGAUACCCCAGACUUGGUUUUACUGGAGAAAGUGAAAUCGCCGGAUGGGGAUGUUUGCUGUGCCAAGUCACCAAACCAGACCAAAAUUUUAUUCGAACUGCUGUACCAGAAGAAGAAGAUGCAGGAAUACCGACAUGAUAUGUUGAAGUCAGAGAACGUUGUGGACAGUGCCCCUAAAACUAAUACCGUAUCAGCACAUCUAGUGGUCAGCGGAGUACAGCCUGCUGUUGCAGACAAAUCUUAUGGACGUUAUCCAAUCAGAAACUGGAGCCAUGAUCACGUGAUUGCAAAUAUAACUGGACUAUCGUUUCAAAACGAUCGCUUGCGUAUCAAUACGUCCGGUUUAUAUUUCAUCUAUAGCCAAGUUUACUUUGAUCGGAUGUGUAACCAUGUUAUGCAAGAGACAAAUACACCAUAUCCAAUUUACCAUUACGUAUACCGUUUCAACGUCAUUUACCCGAACGGUGGAGAACAGUUGCUGAUGAAAAGCGUGCGGACGCCAUGUUGGACACAGGAGAAAUCCCUCCACGGGGAUUAUACGAGUUAUACCGCGGCCGCUAUUAGGAUGGCGGCAGGGGACGAAAUCUACGUGAUGGUUUCCAACAUAUCCAUGGUGUCUCCAGUACCGGAAGCGAGCUUUCUUGGAUUAUUCAAAAUCGGCUGAAACUACCAAAUCCCGUGAAUUGUAAGUUAUAUCUGUGAUUCUUCCUGGUGGUCAAAACCGGAAGUGAAUUAGGUUACCAUGGUGCUUUCCUAGCCUAUCAACUUAUGGAUGCUAUAUUGGAUGCCAAGGUGAUGAUCGGAUUGUCAGGGUCGCCGUUUGACGUUGCGCAAUAACUUCACCGGGUUUGUAUUUUGUGAAAAUACUCCUGGUUUGACAAGCAAAACUAUUUACCUCGCAAUAUUGUAGUGUCUUAGAAGAGACGUUAUUGGGAUCAAAAGUAUUUGCAAUGGACACGAAGCAUUGGAAGUCUUUGUAUAUAUACAGAAUUCAAAAAUAUGGGAUACGCAUUGCGUUUUACAAUGGUCUUGGGUGAAUUAAUAUCAAGAGAUUGGCAUGUGAGAUUCAAAGCCCUAAUGACUAUGUGCCCGGUGUACUACGAGUUGUGAUUACUUUAUCAACAUUCCAUAUCGCACCAACUAGCACUGUACCGAGUGUAACUAUAUUCAUUUUCAAACUCAUCGUGACGUUGUUUUGAAGUAAACAACACUAACAGUAUUCCGUCCUCUGUUUAACUAUCGGAGCUUGUGCUGUGAGUCAGGUUCCGUGCUCAUAUGACACAAAGGACUCCAUGUCUGUGACUAGUGCCAAACUAAAGUGCUACAUAUACCACAUCAUAGUACCCCUUGAUCUCUAAGACAUGAUCUAUGCAAUAUAUUGUACACGUGACUGCCUGCAUUGCGUGAAAUACACGUGUAUAUAUCUUUGUCACGCGUCAAACAACAAACUGUGAUGAAAUCUCUUGUUUACAAAUUCAUGUUUGUUGUUUUUGUUUGUGUGUUAUGUAUUCUUGUGAUAUGUACCGAAUGUACUGUAUACAUUUUUAACAUAUAGGAUAGGAUAAUAAUUACUGACCUGAGAUUUGUUAUUUUCUUCGUGUUGAAGAGAAAAAACCCAAAUAUUUGUCUAUUUUGACGAGAUUUAACUGAAUUUUACUUUCUGUCGACGAUCUUUAAACAGAAUUUCAUUUCUUGUUCAAAUUUAAUUGAAAUAUUUCCAUAUGCUGUCGAACUUUGUGCCACAUUUAUAUCCGUAUUAGAUAAAUUUGACCAUUUUUUUCAAUGUUUGAGAUAAUUAAUCCAAAUUUCUUUCUAAAAUUCACAUUUUAAUCCCACACCGGAUCUCAAACGGCCGUCAAAUGCUCACAAGUUCACUUUAGCGAUUGUGACCAUUUUUUGGUUCUUGUUAAAUGCCAAUGACGACCCUUUAUAUUGACAGAAACAAAAAUUCAAGUCGAUUGUUUAUAGGUUGUUUCAUUGUCGUUAAUUAUGACACUGUUAGUUGUAUAUCCUUUCAGAAAUCAGAUAACCCCUGAUACCGUGCUUAUUGAUAUGUGUGAGGCUGUGUAUGUUUGAUUAAGCUAUUUCUGGCUGGUUUAAAUUUCAUUUAUAAUAUUUUAUGGUCUCAUUCGUAUAUCUAAAUGUACACGUACUUGUAUAGUUUAAUAUGUAUAGAUAUUUACGAUAACCCCAAGUGUUCAACCGAGUGAAAGUCACUAUAUAUGCCAUCCCUGAUCAGCGCCUAGCUCAUUAAGAUAUACAUUACUCAUUGUUGUCCUUAUCUCUCCGUCAAAACACUAUCCGUUGAGGAAAACUCCUUCAGGUAACUCAAAUGUGUGGACAUAGUAUUCAUUUGACAUAUAUCAGACAGUCUAUGUCCAUGUCAGUCUAUGCACGUGCUAUUUAACGGACUUAGUUGUAAUGAACGCCUUUCUAUUUUUCAGAACGUUUUCAUUAGUUUAUAUCCCGACAGAUUAUUAUCUGGGAAGUCUUUGUAUAUCUGAGGGAUGAGAACGCUUAGCCACUAUAUACAGAGAUUUUGUCCCUUUGUUUGGCAAUUUGAAGGAUUUGUAAACAAUGAAUUACUUACUUCAGAUAAUUGUUGCCUUUUGUUUGGUACCGAAAAUUUGUCGGAGUAGAAACGAUGGAGCAUUUGCUAUACGGAGUUGUUGCCCUUGGUUUUUACCGUUAUUUGUCAUCCAUGGCUACUAUUUCUGGCUUGAGAGAUGUUUGGUAUGUAAAUGUAUCGUCCAUAUGUUAAAGUUUAAUACUUGUUGAUAUAAAACUAUGCCUUUGUUAUCGUGUUAUUACAGUCCCAAGUUUAAUUUAACACCGAUAACCUCUUUUUUCAUAGUUAUAAUAGAAUUUGUAUACCCCGAAUUUCCUUUGGCCCUACAAUUGGUAAUGUGACAAUUUUUGCAGAAAUAUGGAUGGUAUUGGCUCUAUCAGUCACGUGUUUAGCUCUUGGUGUAGCGACCAAAGGAAACUCGGGCGCUUAUUUGUAAAGUGCCCAGCGUUCCAAGUGCUGUUUAUAAUAUACAUUUGUAUAGUGUCCUGUGUUCUAUGUGGUGUAUAAUAUACAUUUAUACAGUAUCCUGUGUUGUAUGAUAUACAUUUAUACAGUAUCAUGUGUUGUAUAAUAUACAUUUAUACA